AUGCAUGUUUGGUCCUUUGAAAUAGGUCUUUUGGAGCAUUCUGGAGCAUAUGGGACAGAGGAGCAUGGAGGGACUUGGCAUGGACGCAGCUCAACUGGAUACGCAAAGGAAGAAGGAGAAGCCAUCUUGAAGACCAGCUCGACCAUCUACUCGAUCGAGCUGAGGAAGUCAAAGUCAAACCCGAAAAAUGCGAUUCUCCACAUGGAAGUGAUGGAAAUCGCUGGAAAAGGUCCACUAAGAGCUCCAAUAACUCUUGCUCUCGAAAUGGAGUUCAUAGGGGUUGGAUGGAUUAGUUUGAGCAAUGAUCCUAUGGCCUCCAAGGCUUGA
Molecule: messenger RNA, 327 nt
Organism: Microthlaspi erraticum
Lineage: Eukaryota; Viridiplantae; Streptophyta; Magnoliopsida; Brassicales; Brassicaceae
Source: the annotation of a GenBank genome assembly